Molecule: messenger RNA, 672 nt
Organism: Colletotrichum godetiae
Lineage: Eukaryota; Fungi; Ascomycota; Sordariomycetes; Glomerellales; Glomerellaceae
Product: GDSL-like Lipase/Acylhydrolase
Exons: 1
Coding region: 1-672 (223 amino acids)
Molecular function (GO): phosphatidylcholine lysophospholipase A1 activity
Source: RefSeq, a predicted model, not a curated record
AUGGCAGCUCCAAAUAUUCGACGACAAGAGCCAGGGCCGACCGUGCCACUGCGGAUAAUGGCGCUGGGUGCCUCCGUGACAUUCGGCACUGGAUCUUCAACUGGAAAUAGUUAUCGCAAAGACUUGCAGGACUUACUCGUCUCUAAAGGCAUGAAUGCCACCUACGUCGGCACAAGGGCUAAUGGCAACUUCCCCGACAAUGCCGUCGAGGCAACAGGUGGCUUCAAAAUCGACCAGAUCGCUGCCUCGGCCGACCUGGCCGUUCCUAUGCUCAAACCAAACCUCGUAUUAGUCGACGCUGGCACGAACAAUUGCAACAAAGGUGGAGAGGUACCGGACGCAGGAGCCAAUGUCACAACCAUGAUCAACAAGAUUUACCAACAGAGUCCCGGAGCUACUGUGAUUCUUACAUCAAUUCUUGCCAACAAAGUCCCUGAACAAGACGCAUGCCGAGUCAAAAUCAACGACCAGUACGCAACCUUAGCAACACAGCUCCAGCAAUCCGGCGCCAAGUUUGCGAUGGUUGAUAUGCGCAGCGCAGAUGCCCCAACUCUCGAUGAUCUUGCUGACACGAGGCAUCCAAAUGAUGGAGGAUACGUUAAAAUGGCGAAUGUCUGGCUCAAAGGAAUCCAGGACGUCAUGUCCAGGGGAUUCAUAACUCUACCAUCUUGA